AUGCCUCAUAAGCACAAGAGACGCGAGCAAGAUGCCUCGCUUUUCGAUCUCCCACCUUCGAUGAUCGCAAAGUCACUUCCAGUGCGCGAUCCAACAUCCAAGACCAACAAUGGCAAGAACGGCAAGGGCAAGAAGCCCCAACAGAAACAGGCCGAUCCCACCAAAAAGCCAUCGGGCCCUGCAACAAGUCGCCGCAAGGGUGCAAAGGAAGAUGACACCCCGAAAGCCUUCCAGCGCUUAAUGCAGUACCAAACAACAGGCAGACGAGCCCCCUCCGGUCUCGAAACCGGCGAGAAGCGUGAAAAUAAGAAGCGCAAGCUCGAAGAAACAGCAGAAACUAAGAAAGGACCUCAGCAGAAGAAACCCGCUACGACGCUCUCUGAACAAGCUGCGUCCAAUGCCGACGGCAAGAAAGCCUUGCCUAAGAUUCUACCCGGCGAGAAGCUGGCGGAUUUUGCAGCGCGCGUUGACCGUUCGCUCCCGCUUUCCGAAAUGACCAAGUCGGCUAAAUCCGGUGCGCCUGGCAUGCGCACUCACAAGAUGACGAAGCAUGAGAAACAUCUGCGCCGACUUCAGGAGGGAUGGCGAAAGGAUGAGGCCCGGCUGAAGGAGAAAGAGCAGGCUGAGCGGGAAGAGCGGGAAUUCGAGAUGGGAGAUCAGCUGGAGCUUUUGAAUGAGUGGGAGCGUGAGAUGCGAGGUGGAAAGAAGAAGAAGAAUGUUGUUAAGAAGAAGAGUGGUGACGCCGGUAGCGAUGACGAUGAUCCGGAUCCUUGGGCUAAGCUGAAGAAGCGGGAUAAGGAGCGCAAGGCCAAUCCGUUUGAUGUUGCUCAGGCGCCGCCCACCUUGGCUAAGCCCAGAGAGAUUUUCAAGGUUCGAGGUGGUGCCAAGGUGGACGUUGCUAAUGUUCCCAAUGCCGUGGGAAGUUUGAGAAGGCGGGAGGAGUUAGCUGGGGAGAGAAGGAAUAUUGUGGAGGAAUACCGGCGUUUGAUGGCUGAGAAACGGGGAGAAUGA
Messenger RNA from Penicillium longicatenatum, 1011 nucleotides. RefSeq lists its product as uncharacterized. Bases 1 to 1011 code for a protein of 336 amino acids. The transcript has 2 exons. The record is from RefSeq and is a predicted model, not a curated record. NCBI's taxonomy places the organism in Eukaryota, Fungi, Ascomycota, Eurotiomycetes, Eurotiales, Aspergillaceae.